This is a messenger RNA of Rotaria sp. Silwood2, 828 nucleotides long. NCBI's taxonomy places the organism in Eukaryota, Metazoa, Rotifera, Eurotatoria, Philodinida, Philodinidae. The record is from the annotation of a GenBank genome assembly.
AUGGUUCAUACCGGGCUUGUAAGGAUGGAUAAAUCAUCUCGUAGUAAAUUUUAUUUUAUAUUUGAAUUCUGUGAUCAUGAUCUAGCGGGUAUAUUACGAAAUCCUAAUGUUAAAUUUAGUCUUGGUCAUAUUAAAUCUAUAAUGCAACAAUUAUUAGAUGGUCUAUAUUUUAUUCAUAAAAAUCAUAUUAUUCAUCGUGAUAUUAAAUCAGCAAAUAUCUUAAUAACACGUAAUGGGGUACUUAAACUUGCUGACUUUGGUCUAGCGAAAGUGAUUACACCACCAAAACCUAAUCAUCAAAAUCGAUAUACAUGUCGAGUCGUUACUCUAUGGUAUCGUCCACCAGAAUUAUUAUUAGGUGAACGUGAUUAUGGUCCAGCUAUUGAUAUGUGGGGCACUACUGAACAACAUCAACUUGAAUUAAUAUCUCAUUUAUGUGGUAGUAUAGAACCAAGUGUUUGGCCAGGUGUGAAUAAGUUACCGUUAUAUACAAAAUUAAAAUUACCACAAAAUGAACGCCGUAAAGUUCAUGAUCGAAUGAAACCAUAUAUUCAAGAACCAUUAGCACUCGAUUUAAUCGAUAAAUUAUUAACAUUAGAUCCAAAACAACGUAUUGAUGCAGAUAAUGCUGUUAGUUCAGAUUUCUUUUAUUCUGAACCGCCAUUAGCCGAUUUAAAACCACUAUUAUCAAAAUAUCCAUCAAUGUUCGAACUUAAAGAAGUUUCACGUAAUGCAUAUAAUCCUCAAAUGCAACAACAACAGCAACAGCAACGUAUGAAACAACCAAGACCAAAUGUACCUAAUCUACCAUCAGAACCAAUUUAUUAG